ACAAACACACACUUCAGGGGAGCGACUCUCCUCCUCCGCGAUGCCGGGAUACAGAGCAGUGAAUAGCGGCGCUUUAACACACACACUCACUCAUGCACUCAUGCAUACACUCUCACACUGAGCGCUGAUGAUGGAAACAGUGUGUGAGUAAAUCAGAGAGCUACACACACAGCACGGAGGAGAUUUAAACCGCUCUAAGAUCUGGAGAAGAGAGAAACAGCCUGGAUGCUAACGGCCUCGGCUGGAGAGGCUAACACGCAGCUGCUAGCGCACUAGCCUAGCCUAGCCUUGCCUAGCUUAGAUUCUCCUGGAGCCGCUGUUGGAUUUCCCCAGACCGCUUCUGGCUGCCUCUCACUGUGGAGUUAAAAACUUCUCAUUGACAAUAUUGUGAAGAAUCAUUCCGGAUUUCUUUCACUUGGUGUUCCCUGUAACUGCUGACCUCUCACUGCCUCUUCUCUGUGCCACUGGCCCUUCAGUUGGGCCAGAACCAUGUGAAGCUUUUCUUAUGCAGCUCCUGAGUGGACUGUAAGACUAUUGCAGUAAUACCCCCAAGUUCUGGGGGGACAUCUUUAACAUUGUCCCCAUUCCCAGUCCUACACUUAAAGGCCACAGCCUUUUUCCUUAAACCCUCACCUCGAGAGGACUCCGUUAGGGUUCGCCAUGAUGUUCCGGGACCAGGUGGGGAUUUUGACGGACUGGUUUAAGGGCUGGAACGAAUGCGAGCAGACGGUGGCGCUGUUGUCGCUGCUCAAGAGGGUUUCGAGGACCCAAGCGCGAUUCCUCCACAUCUGCCUGGAGCACUGGCUGGCCGACUGCACUGAGAUACACUUACUGGAGGCUGAGGCCAACAAUGCAGCCAUAGUGAGCCAGUGGCAGCAGGAGCCCAAAGAGAAGGCCGUGUCACUGCUGCUCUCACAUCUCCCCCUGUUGCAGCCACGUAACAGUGAGGCCAAGUGUGAGUACAUGAAGCUGCUACAGCAGGUGCUGAGCCACACCAUCGAGAGCAGCAUGUUUGUGGAGGAGAGCCGGCAAUUGCUUUCCUAUGCCCUCAUCCACCCGGCCACCACUCUUGAUGAUCGCACCACUCUCGCGCUGUGGCUCAACCACCUUGAGGAGCACCUGUCAGCUCGACCACCGCCUGUACCGUACCACCACCAUCAUGCUCGACAGGGCUCGGACGAAUGGACGGGUCCGACUGAGUCCUUGGAGGUGGCACAUGCAUGGCAUGAUAAACCGCCGUCCACAUGUAGCUCGCCUGCCGGCCAGAACGGGCACAUGGCCUUUCCCAGUGCAGGUGGAGUGCCUUCACCCAUCAACAGUGCAGGCCUUUCUGGUCAGGUACAGCCGAGCUCAGUGACUCGUCCGAUGUCUCUUGUUCCUGCCAACCAGCCAGGCUGCAGCUCUGAUUGGCUGGGCCAGGAUGAAGUGGGUGGGCGCCAGGGUGCAACAGGGGCGGAGCAUGCACCACUGUCUCCUCAGGGCAGUGUUGCUUCGUCAGGCAGCGAGCAGACGGAGGAUCAAUCCAACACACGGAACACAUUCCAGGAGGAUGGCAGCGGCAUGAAAGACGUGCCGACGUGGCUAAAAAGUCUCCGUCUGCACAAGUAUGCAUCCCUUUUCUCCCAGAUGAGUUAUGAGGAGAUGAUGGUCCUUACUGAACAGCAUCUGGAGUCACAGAACGUGACCAAAGGAGCUCGGCACAAGAUAGCGCUGAGCAUUCAGAAGCUGAGAGAGCGACAGAGCGUCCUCAAGUCUCUCGAAAAGGAUAUCCUCGAAGGCGGGAACGUCCGGAACGCCCUGCAAGAACUUCAGCAGAUCAUCAUCACGCCCAUCAAAGCCUACACCCCGCCCACUGCUGCCCAGAGAGAGGUGGAGCCUGGAGCCACAAACACUGACAAGGCAGCCAAUCCUGUAGAAGAGAAAGAUGCGGCUGUAGAGGGCUUUCAGAGCCACAAUCCCCCGCCCUGUGACGGGGAGUCUUCGUCCACGCCCAUCUCAGAAGGAGACAUUCCUGGGCAGUUUACGCGGGUGAUGGGGAAAGUGUGUACGCAGCUGCUGGUGUCGCGGCCGGAUGAGGAGAACAUCAGCUGCUACCUGCAGCUCAUCGAGAAGUGUUCAAUACACGAGGCGUUUACAGAGACGCAGAAGAAGCGCUUGGCAUCUUGGAAGCAGCAGGUGCUGAAGCUGCUCCGCCUUUUCCCACGGAAAGCCAUGCUGGACAUGCCCGUGUACCGACAGAAAGGGUGGGCGUAUGGUUCGAACUCUUUGCCUACAGCAGGCUCUGUGGGUGGAGGCGUGUCUCGGCGAGGACAGAGACAGUUCCCCCUGCCCCCUCGUGGAGCUCCGCUUCCCAACCGCAUGGGCCUCAUCACACACUCUCCACGACACACACUCGCCAACCAGCCGGCCCUCAGCGCACAGGGCAGGCAGAACCUGUGGUUUGGGAAUCCUGGAGGGAGUAACAGCAUGCCGAGUCAGAGCCGGAGCUCCGUACAGAGAACACACUCUCUCCCUGUACACACAUCUCCACAAACCAUGCUCCUGUUUCAGCAAACUGGUACACACAUACUCCUCUCUCUCUCUCUCUCUCUCUCUCUCUCUCUCUCUCUCUCUCACUCUCACUUGACACUUUUUUUAUUUCCUUUCCCAGAAUGCCCGGUUCCAGGGACUGACCUGGAGAUCAACCCCACGCUGGAGUCACUGUGCCUCAGUAUGACUGAACACGCCUUAGGAGAUGGAAUGGAUAGAACGUCAACAAUAUGAAAACAAAAGCAACGGUGGGGAGGAAGAAAGGACAUUUUGCGAUCUCACACUUCACGCAUGUGCGGCCCGGAACGCGCGAUCCUCGCUUUUAAAAACAAAAAAAACAACAACAGGAACGAAACAACAAUUCACUACAGAAGAAACAGUGAGAAAACUAACCGUGUACAUGUGCUCUUGAUAUUUUUCUACUUUAUUAUACUAAGUUUAUUAUAAAUGGAAUACAGAUGACUAUUAUAUGAGAGGAGGAGGAGGUGGCAUGCGUGCGUGCGGGACCGCUCGGCGUCUUACUCGCAUCCCGGAGGAAGGGAAGGGAAGCGUCGCUGUCCGAGUCUCAGACGAGCUCCUCAAACCUGGAUGAACUUUUUGUGCGUAACCGGUAAAGUGAAAGGCACGAUGGAGUGAGCUCGGCUCUCUGGGUUUGAGAGGAAUGAUUUGGUGCUGAUUUUAAGGGCUUUUGGCCUGUUCUGUCGUUCAUCCAGGAGUUGUACACACACACACACACACACACACACACACACACACACACACACACACACACACACACACGGUUCCUGAACCACCUGCAUGUUUAAGCUGCAUUCACAAGGACUUCUUAGUGUCUGUCUAAAAACCUGCACUGUUCAUUUAAAUGAGAACAGCGCUGAACGGGGGGAAAGAGAGAGGAAAGAGCGUAUAGCGGACACACGCGUGCACGUCAGCCAGCAGGGGACGAGACGACAUAGCGACGCUUUGUUCACUAGGAAGUUGAAGUCUAAACAGUCCCCGUGAACGCGCGGCCUUAAUCUUCACAACGAACGCAGAUCAACGUUUCCUUCCUUUUAACCAGUCGCUGCCUUGUGAUGUCAUCAUCGUGCGCCUCAGACUCCUUGCCAACGAAGCGGUUUUGACUUCCAGGCUCUACGUUUGAACGUUCGUCGCUAGGGUUUAGCCACCAAAACGAAAAAAAAACACCCAUAAAAUGAAACGCUCGACCAGUUGCAAAUACUGAACUGUAGCUAGCUAACUAGCUAAUAUAAAGUACUAACAAAAUACUAAACCUGAUCGCUUGGUGGGUUUCAUGUAAAUACGUUUCGAUAUUUAUUCAUAUUCCGCUUUAUUUAUGACACGAGACGAGAACAACACGACGACCUGCUUACUGAAGGACGAUGGUGGUUUCCUCGGAAGGAGUCGACGGCGCACGCUGAUGACGUCAGAGAGCGGUUUAAACAAACAUAGAUGGGGAAAAAAGAAACACAGAUGGAAAUCGCGUUCACACACACACUUACUUCGUACCGACACGCUGCAUGAGAAGCUUCUGGGCACUUUGUGGAUUCCGUUGGCAGAUUUAUUUGUUUUAUUUUAUUCUGUUAAGAACGACACAACACAAUUCUUCAGAACAUCGAUGGUUUGUUGUUGGCUUUUUUUUUUUUUUUUUUGGUGUGUGAUGACAAAUCUCCGGGGAGGGAGAACGAUUUCAGACUUUUUUCUUUUUUCUUCUUCUUCUUCUUCUUUUUCCGGUCCUGAAGCACGACGAGUCGCACACAUUCCAUAUGUGGGCAUCUAAAAAGUCCCAGGAAGCGAGCACGGUAUAGAGUGUCGAACAUCGUGAAAGCUAUUUAGUACAAGACGGUCCCAGAAUUCAGCAAAAGGCUAGCUCGGCAAACGAGCUCCGUGAUUGGCCGAUCGGAGUCAACUUAAGCACCACGGGGGGAGCGUUUGUAGGGGUGUACAGUCAUGACUUAAAUCGUAGUGGAGAAUGUUCGCUAUGGAUACGUCGUCUUAAUCCGCGUUACGCACUUCAAAUAAACGUAAGGAAUAAAGAGUCGUGCAGUUGAGGGUUUGUUUUUUGUUUGUUUGUUCAAACAAUUGCAGACACGUUUCAGUUUUGGACGAACGUCCCUUUUAUAGACACCGUAUUUAUAAAUUGUUGGCACUUGCGUUUUUGAAAAAGAAAAGGGAAAAAAAAAAAAGAGAAAUGAAUUAAUUGAUCACUACAGAUGCUACGCCAGAAUUUGGCCGACGUUUCUCGCUAAAUCUUAAGGCAAAAGAAAAGUUUGAAGUCUUCAUUUCUUGCAUUGACGUGUUUACAAAGCAGAGAGACACAUAAAACUGAUCUUUACGAAGCAGCUGAUUGGGGGGGGGGGGGGGUUCUUUUUUUUUUUUUUUUUUUUUUUUUUUUUUUUUAAAAAUAUAAAAGGCGGAGCUGGACUCAUACGUUCCUUUUUUCCUUUCUCAAGGGACGCGCCAAUCUCUCUCUCUCUCUCUCUCUCUCUCUCUCUCUCUCUCUCUCUCUCUCUCUCUCUCUCUCUCUCAAAACCCAGCCCUGGUUUUUAUUUUUUCCCUCCUCUUCAUCCUCCCUCCCUUACAGUCGAGAGAUUUUAUGACUCGCAACACAAAAAGGUGCUUUAUAUAUAAAUAUAUAUAAAUUUGUGUUUGUUUUGUUUUGGGUCUCCUGUAAUGUCCCCCGAUGGUACAGCCCGCUAGCGUGAUGAACUGUAAAAGUCUUAAAGGCCAUUAAAAAGAAAGAAAACUCUGAGAGUAAAUGAGUGUGUACAGGUCUCAGAUUUGCUCUUUAUUUCCUUCAGAGCCUGAUCUGGUUUGUUUGUUUUUUUUUUUGUUUGUUUUUUUGUUUUCUAGUAAAACUUCCAUGAAAUCUAUAUUUCUGAAAUCUGUGUCUUCACUUUUUUAAAUGUUUAUUUAUUUAUUUUUUUAAAAAGAAAAGGUUUUUGUCAAUAACUUUG
Molecule: messenger RNA, 5483 nt
Organism: Ictalurus furcatus (blue catfish)
Lineage: Eukaryota; Metazoa; Chordata; Actinopteri; Siluriformes; Ictaluridae
Product: protein Smaug homolog 2
Exons: 12
Coding region: 661-2763 (700 amino acids)
Biological process (GO): regulation of mRNA stability; negative regulation of translation; nuclear-transcribed mRNA poly(A) tail shortening
Cellular component (GO): P-body
Molecular function (GO): mRNA binding; protein binding; translation repressor activity
Source: RefSeq, a predicted model, not a curated record